AUGAAAAGGGCCUAUUCCGGCUUUGAACGACUUAAUCUAAGCACAAAUAUUCUCCAAGGCAUCUUUACUUAUGGAUAUAGUGAGCCAUCAACAGUCCAGGAACAAACUAUUCCAACUAUUGUUUCAGGAGAGAGUGUAGUAGUCCAGUCUAAGAAUGGAACUGGUAAAACAGCCACUUUUGUUCUGGGUAUGUUACAACGGCUUAGUGCCUGUACCGAUAGUGAUAAGAAAGUAGAUAGUGAUAAGAAGGUAGAUAGUGAUAAGAAAGGAGUUGGCAGGGGUAUUCAGGGAGUGAUUCUUUCGCCGACACGAGAUUUAGCAUUGCAGAUCUUUGGGGUCUUGCAAGGACUGGGCAAGUACACUAGUAGUAAAGGCAUGUGUGCUGUUGGGGGACAGUCCUUGGCUGCUGAUGUUCAGGCACUGGGAAGUGGGGCAAGUAUUCUUUGUGGGACACCAGGUCGUGUUCUGCAGUUGCUUAGAGAAGUGCCUAAGUACUUUACGCCAGUGAAGAUGGUGGUGCUUGAUGAGGCAGAUCGAGUGCUUGAUAGUGGGUUUGGCCGGCAAGUUAAGGAUAUUCUAGAGGCAGUUAAGCCGCACAAUCCUCAGUUUGUUUUUAUGAGUGCUACUUUACCUAAGGGUGUUACUGAUAUGCUAGAUAUUUUGUUAAAUCGGCCUAAGAUGUUUUUGAUUGCGCCAGAACAACUUUCAGUGGCUAAAAUCAAGCAGUACUAUGUGGAGGUGUUGAAUCAGGAUAAGUUCGAUUUAUUAUGUGAGGUUUUCAGUCGGUUUUCCGUGGCUCAAGCAGUUGUUUUCGCUAAUAAGAAAGAAACAGUUAUCCAACUAGUUGAUCUAAUGAAAACACACGGGUUUUCAGUAGCAGCUGUGCAUAGUGGUUUAGCACAAAAUGAACGGAAUAAGCAAAUGGCUGGUUUCUUUGCCGGUCAGUAUAGGAUUCUUGUCUCUACUGAUGUAGUUUCCCGUGGUAUUGAUGCAGCUAAUGUGAAUUUAGUGCUUAAUUAUGAUCUGCCGCCUACUUCAGAAGAGUACUUGCACCGAAUUGGUCGUGGCGGCCGGUUUGGCAAAUCAUCCAUUGCUAUUUCCUUAGUCCGGCCAGAGGACAAAGACCAACUCCAAACAUUCGCCAACCACUUCGGCCGGCAUCCGGAAGAACUAUCUCUCUCUAACGACCUUUAA
This is a messenger RNA of Nematocida homosporus, 1194 nucleotides long. RefSeq names its product ATP-dependent RNA helicase. NCBI's taxonomy places the organism in Eukaryota, Fungi, Microsporidia. Bases 1 to 1194 code for a protein of 397 amino acids. Gene Ontology annotation, molecular function: RNA helicase activity; ATP binding; nucleic acid binding. The record is from RefSeq and is a predicted model, not a curated record. The transcript has a single exon.